AUGGGAGAAUCAAGACAAGAGCUCGUGUCAUGGCUUAACAACCUGUUACAACUUAAUAUUACAAAAGUUGAACAGUGCGGAACUGGUGCUGCCUUGUGCCAAGUCUUCGACAGUAUCUUCCUCGAUGUGCCUAUGGCAAAAGUCAAGUUUAACGUAAAUACCGAGUAUGCAUAUCUACAAAACUUCAAAGUUCUUCAAAAUUGCUUUACUCGCCAUCAAGUCGAUCGAAACAUCCAUGUCGAACAACUCAUCAAAUGCAAGAUGCAAGAUAACCUCGAAUUCCUACAGUGGACUAAGAGAUACUGGGACCAAUACUUUCCGGGAGGAGAAUAUGAUGCCGUAACUCGUCGACGUGCCGCUGGAGGACCUGGUGCCGCCCCAUCUGCUGCCCCAAGAUCAUCUGCCGGAACUGGAGCAGCUCGAAGAGGAGUAACACCAACAACGACCGCCCCACGAGUUGCUAAGGCUGCUGGGGGGCCUGUUGGCGGCGGUGCAGCUUCGGCAGCUCUAAAAGCAGAGAACGACACUUUGAAAGAAACUGUCGCAGGAUUAGAACGUGAACGAGACUUCUACUUCAGCAAACUCAGAGAUAUCGAAUUACUGGUUCAACAAGCAUGCGAAGAGGACCCCGAGAUUGAGAAGCAGGAAGACGGCUUAAUCAAGCAUAUUCAAACUAUCUUGUACUCGACUGAAGAUGGAUUUGAGAUUCCGGCGGAGACGGAGGUUGAUGACCAAGAAGAGACAUUCUAG
This is a messenger RNA of Sclerotinia borealis F-4128, 750 nucleotides long. The record is from the annotation of a GenBank genome assembly. Lineage: Eukaryota; Fungi; Ascomycota; Leotiomycetes; Helotiales; Sclerotiniaceae.